Molecule: messenger RNA, 6517 nt
Organism: Crotalus tigris (Tiger rattlesnake)
Lineage: Eukaryota; Metazoa; Chordata; Lepidosauria; Squamata; Viperidae
Gene: CALCOCO1
Product: calcium binding and coiled-coil domain 1
Exons: 16
Coding region: 189-2327 (712 amino acids)
Source: RefSeq, a predicted model, not a curated record
UAUGAGCGAGGAAAGAGAACUACAACUCCCGGCAGCACUUAGAGCUUCACCGGCCUCCGCCUCCCUCAGCUGGCUUGAAGGCUGUUAUUGUUGUUACUAAAAGAUUAGUGGACCAGCUGGUUGCUCUCUGGACUUAUACCACAUAUGCCUGGUUGAUUUACAAGGAGUUUACUGCCCAAGUUACUGAGAUGGAAGAGGCGCAGUCGCACCCCAGUGUACUUUUCCUGAAUGUGGCCUCAAGUUACAUACCCCACACCAAGGUGGAGUGCCACUACAAUCUGCAACCUGGCAUGAAGCCAUCGACCAGAGAUUGGAUUGGGAUCUUUAAGGUGGAUGCUUCUUCAGUACGUGACUAUUAUACCUUUGUGUGGGGCAUAAUUCCAGAUGGUGGAGCUUCUGAAGGAACCUUUCAUUGCAGUGUCCAGUUCCAAGCCAGCUACUUGCCUAAGCCAGGUCCACAGCAAUAUCACUUUCGUUAUGUGGAUCGCCAUGGAGAGAUGCGUGGCCAAAGUUCUCCUUUCCAGUUCAGAGAACCCCGUCCCAUGGAUGAGCUCGUCACUCUAGAGGAGGCCAGCGAUGACGGAGGAGGAACUGACAUGCUGCUGGUAGUUCCCAAGGCCACUUUGCUGGAGACUCAGCUGGAAGAGAGUCGUCAGGAACAAGGAGCCCUGUUGCGUGAAUCCUGUCGCCUGAAGGAAGAGGUUCAAGAACUGAGAAGCCGCGCAGCCGAUCUAGAAGCAGCACUGAGCUCCUUACGUGACGAGCAUACCAAGCUGGCUGCACAAUAUAAGGAACUGUCAAAUUCUUACACAGAAAUCUCCAAGCAGAGAGAGACUUUAAACGUUCAAGAAACUGAGCACUUGGCCCGAAUCCAGGAACUGGAGGGCGAUAUCCAAGCAAUGGGAGAGAAGAUGCUUCAGAGGGAGACGGAAUUAGACAGGUCAAGGCCAUGUCCAAGAGAGCACCUCAAGGUGAAAGACACAGUGAAGUCACUUCUGAGGGAGCAGGAACACAUCCACCAUCAGCUCAAAGAAGAGAAUGCUGAGAAAGAGCAGUACCAGGUCAAGCUUCAGGCUUCCAAGGAGGAGAGCCGUAGCCUGGCCUCCGACUUGAAAGAAGCCAAGAGUCGUCAUGGUGAGAAAAUCUCCCAGGCUCUCAUGCUGCAGGAGGAUAUUCAGAAGUUGCAGCAGAAGCUAGCUGCUGCUAACUGCCGCACAGCACAGAUGGAGUCCUUGUGCGAACAGUUACGCACCACACAGGACAUCCUGGCUGCCAGUCAGCAAAAAGUGGCACUCUUAGGGGAAGAGCUAGCCAGCGUGGCCUCCAUCCGAGACCGCACAAUCUCUGACCUCCACAAGAGCCGCCUUGAGGCGGCUGAGAUCAACAUCAAGCUUGCUGACAUGACCCUCAAGUGGAAAGAAGGCAAAGGCCACUGGUGGAAGGAGAAAGCCAUGCUGCUGCAGAAUGUAGAGGCAGAGAAAGAUAAGAUCCUGAAGCUGAGUGCUGAGGUUCUCCGUCUUGAAAACAGCUUGCAGGAAGAACGGGCACAGCGCCAGGUGUUACGUAUGGAGUUGGCACAGGAACGGGAUGCCAGUCUGGUUCAAGUUUCCGAGAGCCGCCGGGAGCUACGGGAACUGCGCGCUGCCCUGCAGGUUGCCCAGAAGGAGAAAGAGCAACUGCAGGAUGAAAAACAGGAGUUGCUGGUAUACAUACGCCGCCUUGAAGAACGUUUGGAGAAAGUGGCAGAUGAGAAAUGGAGUGAAUCAGUUCUGAUUGAUAAUGAAGAGGAGAGAGCUCUGGAUACUCCUGGCUCCCUGGACUCCCCAGUGUCUGAUUCUGAGGACGAAUGCCCUGAGGACAUGCGCCUGCCUGCUCAGCUCAGUUCUUACAGCCUGUGUGACACCCGGGCAGUGACCACCACACCUCCCUGUGCCCAUGGGCCAUCUCACACAGUGGUGAUCAGCCAGCCUGCUCCUAUUGCUAGUCAGAUCAAACAACCACCGGAGGAUUCCAGUUCUGACUCGGAAGCUGAAGAUGAGAAGGUGGUUCUGAUGGCAGCUGCCCAGAGUGGUGGUGAAGAAACCAAUCUACUCCUUCCAGAGCUGGGCAAUGGCUUCUGUGAAAUGGCCAGUGGGCUGACAGGGCGGCAGAUGUCAGAAUCAUCCGGAAUGGGUGCAUCUCCCUUGGACCUGCCCUCACCAGACUUUUGGAAAGAGUGUCCCAUUUGCCACGAGCGCUUCCCGCCUGAGAGUGACAAGGAAACUGUUGACACGCAUGUUGACGGGCACUUCUUUUUCAGCACCCAUGACCCCUUUACUUUUGAAUAAGCUUCUUGUCCCCAACACCACCAUCAUGUCCCCUUGUUUUCCCCUCUCCCAUUUCAGUAGGAUGCAGGCUGGUUCCUUCCCUCUAUUCUUGCUUCCAUAAAGAGUUUCUUAAGAAGAAUGAAUUAUCCUAACACAAUUGGGUGGGUGGCUGUAAAAAGUGGUUGUCUUCCAGGGACCCUUUCCAAAGCCGAAGAGUCAGAGCCAUCUUGCAUCAGGAGUAAUAUCCUCAGGGAUGGGAACUAGGUGAUAUUAAACUAUAGUAGGAUGGGCUAUGUAUCACCACAGAGUGAUAGUUGUCCAGGCACUUUGUGUGAUCUUCUACAGAUAUCCACAAUGACUUUGCCUCCCUGUUUGCCUGCCCAUUGUACCAGUACUACAGAAUUCAUGAAAAUGCUUGUAUCUACAAAACCCACCAGACAUAUGUAGGUCCUCCCUGUGCUUAUACCCGGAAGCUUUAUGGUCCCUAGGCCUUGCAAGGAAGUCAGCUGUCCAGUAACCAUCAGAUCUCCUCACUGUGGAAGGUAAUGAUACUCUGACAUUUGCCCUGAAAGGACUCUGUAGACUUUAUAGAAAAUCGGGAGCAAUUGCAACUGAGAUAUGAUAAUAGCACUUAGACUUAUAUAUUGCCCCAUAGUGCUUUACAGCUUUAUAGCACUCUCUUGGGUUGUUUACACAGUCAGCAUAUUGCCCCCCCCCCCACACCAAUCUGGGUCCCCAUUUUACCGACCUCGGAAGGAUGGAAGGAUAAGUCAACCUUGAGCCUCAUCAGGAUUGAACUCCAGGCUGUGGGCAGAGUUUGCCUGUAACAUUGCACUCUAACCACUGCACCACCAGGGCUGCUCAUUAACAAGCAAAUGGAGACAGAGAAGAGGCUUCAGUUGCCUUAUCAGUAGCAGCUGUAUUGAGAUGAAUGGAAAAGGAAGGCCUUUAAAAGUUAUGUAGGUAUUGAGGCUCCAGUCAACCAUGAGGCACCAAUUUGCUUUUCCUAUUAUAAGGAUUUUACUGAUCCCUGGCUGAUUUACUGAUUCCUUGUGGCUGAUUUCAGCUGGAAUCCAGCCAUAGCUGGGGAGUUACAGACUCUGUAUCCCUGGAAUAAACCCAAAGUCAGUAUUUGAGAAGUUCUCAAAUUAAGGAUAUCAAUUCCUUGGUUAUAAAUAGUUAGCUGAAUUUAUAUCUACAAAACAAGUGUUUGGGGAAAGCACUUGGGGGCAAAAAUGUUUAGAGGGUGCUUCUCUCUCUUUUCAGUGUUAUACAACAGCUCAGUAACAGAUGAAAGCUCACCUAUUGCUUAACUCCUCAGUAUGUAAAUAGAAAGAAAACAAAUGAAAUGCAAAGGAAUGGAUUGUCUAUUUAUUGGUUUAGUUAUUGGUAUCUCUUCCAAUAAAAUCCUCAAGGGAUUUUAUUGCUUUAUAUUUAUAUAUUAUACAGCAUUGUAUGUGGGCUUUUAAAAAUAAAAACUAAAGCAACCAGACUAGCAGACAUGUAAAUUAGAAUAAAACAGAGAACAGAUUCCAUAAAAUCUCUUUCUGCAUGUCUCAUCACCACGAGGGAACAAAAUUAUACAAAUUCCCAGGCAAGGUUGUUUUUCUCCCUUAAACAUGAUCAAUAACUUUCCUAAAUGAGGCUAUUACCUUUACACAAAUAGCAAAAGGCAAGAUUAUUCUGUUAUAAUUCCUGUUCUCAAAUAUUCCAAUGAUAUUUAAACUGGAGAAGGCGGGACAAAGACAUGACAGUAAUGUACAGUAACUGCCACUUCUCUCCAGGAAUGGAAAGUGGUGGGGAAGGAUAUUCGUAAGAGAUACCCUUAAAUUAAAAAUGAAUUCAAGUGGUUUCAAUCAAGCUAAUUUUCUUUAUCUCCCACCAGAAAAGCAAUGGGUGCAUUUUCCUUCCAAAAGAAACCAAAAUGAAUAAAGAGCAGAAAAAAAUAGCAUUGGCUAUUGCACAACAGAGAACCUUGCAACAUGUAAUUAAUUGAUCAAAUAAUUCACUCUAAGAAUUAGCAACAGGAAUAGUAUUUUGCCACGAUAUUAGUAUUAUUAAUAUUAAGCAGAAAUACAUAUAUUUUUGAGGUAGGGACAAUGCAUCUGGAGGAAACAUCAAAGCAUGCUUAUCUCGAUGCUACGGAUCGUAACUGUGCAUAAAUGUGCUUUGGCUCCAGAUUUCCAUUUCCUCACCAUAGCAUAAAUUAGGCUCAUUAAGCAAGUCAGCUCAUACUAACAUAAAUUAUGCUUCCAGAAUAAAUGAUAGCAAAUGUAUCUUGUUUCAGAUGAAAAACCAAAUUAAAUUACUACAAGCUAUAGAGUCCCAGGUUAGCUUAAUUACUCGAUUUAUAUUUAGCACAAAUAUAUACAAUACAUUAUAUUAGCACAAAUGUAUACAAUAGAUUUAUAUUAGCACAAAUUUCAUCAUAAAUAGCACAAAUCCAAUACAGCAAAGAAUGUCGAUAGCAGAAAAAGGCAGAAACUGGAGCUAGACGAUGUGAACAGCAGGAAUGUUUUACAAAUAGCCAAAGAAGAGUGCCAAUACCAACUGCAUAGUAUGCAGAAUCCCAUCAAUUAGAGCAGUGUUUCCCAAACUUGACAAUUUUAAGGCAUGAGGACUUCAACUCCCAGAAUUCCACAGCCAGCGUUGCUGGCUGUGGAAUUCUGGGUGUUGAAGUCCUCAUGCCUUAAAAUUGUCAAGUUUGGGAAACACUGAAUUAGAGUAAAAGAAACCUUGCAAGUCCUAUUCAGAUUCUUUUGCCUUAAAGUCUAGAAACAUGGGGAUUUAUUUAUUUUUUUGCAUUGUAUCUGCAGUUCUGAACUAUUGGGAAUGUGUAGUUACUCCCUGACACGUGAUUUAUAAUUCAAGGCUUCCUCCCCCUUCAGAUCAUAGCCUUUGUUGCAAAUCUGAGAUAAGGGGCUGGGGAUGCAGCCAUAUGCAAUGCUAGUUCUGACCGGUAGGAGUAUAGAAGCCCACCCACGAUUAUCUUUCUUCCAGUACGAUUCCCUCCCUUGGACAAUACCUGCAGCUAAUCCCCCCAUGGAGGCAUAAUCUGAGGUUUUAGCGAUGGGCAGCGCCAUUUUACACUGCAAGUGAGGGAACCUGCGUUCACAUGUUCCAAUGUGAACAAAUCUCCCUCUGUGCAAAAUAAUAAUAAUGGCAAUUCCCAGUGUGACAGUGGGGGAGGCUCUAGGAUAAUGUACCUAAUAUGUUGAUGUAAAGGGAGUUUGGAAGAGCACUGGAACCUGAGACAUGGCUUCAGUAACGUGAUCUGGUAUUUUGUAGAAGAAGCUGUCAAUCAUGACAGCGCUGCAUGAGUCAGUGAGAGCCAAGAAUACCAGAAGAGACAAGGAUCCAUGGCUUUACAUUUUGGAUUGAAUAAGUGCAAGGGGGCAAACAUGAAGGUGGUUCUCAACCAGCCACAGUUCCUUAAGUAGACUUGGUUGUUUUUUUUCCUCCUCACCUCUUUCCUUAAGUUGCUCUUUCCCAAUGCUGAGCUGAGUAUUGCUUCUUUCUCAACUUGCUGCUUUGUGACUACUGAUAAACGUGUCUCCUUUCUGUGAGAUUGAGCCUCUGGCUUUAGUUGCCUCUCCUUUGACAUCCUAGCCCUUGUAUAUAUCCUCAGUUUCCCCAUUUGCUGAGCUUUGCAUUUGCUUUCUUCUAAUUGUGGAGUGGGGUGGGCAGGUUGCGGUUUCUUUUUGCUUUUGCCUUUUGACCUCUCAGUUGAGUCACAAGAGAGGAAUGUAAGAUCCAGGUCCUGCUGUAUCCAUACAGAAGGAGAGAGACACACCUCUCUAGGGACUGUGUCUUUCGAAGAUAUAAUGCUACAAAAUGCCUCUUCAUGCCUAUCAGAACCACUAGAUGAUAGCAAAGGGUUAGAGUUUUCUGUAUCUUUGCUGCCAUCUAUCGGACAACUAAACACUUACAGCACAGGUUUGAUAGCUAUACAUACACAUUUUUGUGGAAAUCCUAUUCAUUGUUACCCGCAUUCAUGGCUUUGUGUUCUCAUCUGUUUCUUUCCUUUCCCUAAAUGGUUAGGUUUUUUUUUAACUAAAUAUAAUAGCCGCUCAAAGCAAUAAUCACCCUUUUCCCCCAGCCUUGACCUUUCCCCAAGUCUAUGUAUAGGGUGUAUAUAUAUAUGUAUAUAUUUAUAUUUAUAUUUAUAUGACAUGUUGCAGCUAUUCUAAUAAAAUGCGGUCUUUCUGCAA